Carassius auratus (goldfish) is the source of this 1526-nucleotide messenger RNA. RefSeq lists its product as uncharacterized. The transcript has 5 exons. Lineage: Eukaryota; Metazoa; Chordata; Actinopteri; Cypriniformes; Cyprinidae. The coding region runs from base 86 to 763 and encodes 225 amino acids. The record is from RefSeq and is a predicted model, not a curated record.
UGUUAACAAAAGAGACUUUGAGAGCCAUGUUGAAAGUUAGUAGAAGAUUCAGUGUAAGGCUCGUGUAAACAGCAGUCAGGAAGGAAUGUAUUCAGAUGCUGAAGACAGAAAAAGGAAAAAUCACAGAAUCAGAACAAUGAAUGUUGUGAAUGUUGUGGAGCUGUUCAUUGUGGUUUGGAGCUUCUCUGCUGCCUGUCAAGGUUCUGAUGAUGAUGUCAGUGUAAGCUGUGAUUAUGUGACUGGAUCUGUGGGGAAAGAAGUAACUCUCAGCUGCAGCGUCUCUCUGAAGAUCACUGGAUGCUGCAUUACAAAGUAUAAGUUUCUAUACCCUGAGAUCUUUAAUGACUCUUCAAUCUGCCAAGAUGUUUCUAAGAACUCAUGUGAACAGAGAAACAGUUUCACAUGCCACUACACUCCAACUACAGUGAUGACAGAACAAUUCAGAUUCUUUGUCCAAACAACGUGUGGAGCGGGCCAAUCAAAAUUUUCUGUGAACAUAAAAGAACCCAUAGUACGUGAAAGGGUCACUGAAGCUCUUGGAAAGAAAGAAGAACCUGUCUGGGGCAUAUCAGAAAGAGAUGAACAGAAGAAACCAGAAGGUCGUGGAUUUAAGAUCGCCGUCAUCGCUGCUGUUAUAAGCUGUUUUAUCAUCGUCAUAAUGCCAAUCAUUUACAGACUGACACAAAAAUACACCAACCAGAACAGGACUCAGAGUGUCAGAUAUGAAGAAGACGAGGACAAUCGUCCAGAAAAAGGAAAAUGAAAAUAUGACAUAAUAGCAGUACCAAAUUAAUUUGUUUAACUUAUCAUACAGUGCUCUUAGAAACACAUUUAAACUACUCAUCUAUAACUCAGGUUGUAAAACUGUUUCUGUUUUAUAUUCAUUUCUGUGAAAUAAUGAUAUAAUAUAGAUCUGUUUGAUCAGUGUAUUUCUAGUUCUUUUUCUAAUAGUGUGUACAGUGAUGUUUUGUACAGUGUGUUUUGCCGAUUUAACAAGGAACUCAAUAAAGACUUGUGAUAGACUCCUCUCUAAAGAUGAAUAUCUGGUACAUGUUUUUAUCACAGGUCAGAGCAGGAUACUGGAUGAAAAAUAGCUGCACAGAGCUUAUCUGUGCCUUUAGUUACUGAAGGAGGUUCUCUAGAUCUUGAGAUUAGUUUUCUGAAUUUCUGUUCUGAGAAAUGGAGAAAAAGAAAGUAAAAUGAUCCCACACCUGAGAAAAGCAAACAGUGUUCGGCGUGUACUUAGAUACUUCCUAUCAAGUGUGCCACAGUUAUUUAAAUCCACAACAAACUAUGGAUUAUUUGCACAAGCAGCACAUGAUCAGCAGCAAUGGUCCUUUUCACUUUGUUUCGUUUUUGUUUGUUGUUAGGAAAAAUAAAAAAUACUGAUAUCAAUGUUAGUGUCCUUCACAUUCAACACACCAAAUCACAACAUUCACACAUACAGUGGGUUUCAGUAGGGUCGCAUCUGUAAAUCUGUUAUUCAAAGUCUUAUUUCAAACUGAAAAUAAACCGAAUUGUGUAAA